This is a messenger RNA of Psilocybe cubensis, 1236 nucleotides long. RefSeq lists its product as uncharacterized. Gene Ontology annotation, cellular component: perinuclear region of cytoplasm; nucleus; cytosol. Gene Ontology annotation, biological process: activation of GTPase activity; nucleocytoplasmic transport. Gene Ontology annotation, molecular function: GTPase activator activity; small GTPase binding. The coding region runs from base 1 to 1236 and encodes 411 amino acids. NCBI's taxonomy places the organism in Eukaryota, Fungi, Basidiomycota, Agaricomycetes, Agaricales, Agrocybaceae. The record is from RefSeq and is a predicted model, not a curated record. The transcript is spliced from 2 exons.
AUGGCUUCUACAUCUAACCCAAAGAUAUUCUCAUUACAUGGCAAAGGCCUCAAGCUCGAUACCAGAGCUGAUAUCGAGCCGUACUUGAAGGAUGUUGACCCCUCUAUCCUGGAAGAAGUGCACUUUGGAGGGAAUACCAUUGGUGUCGACGCGUCGGAGGCACUGGCAGAAUUCCUUGCCAAGGCUACGUCCAUAAAGGUUGCUGAUUUCGCCGAUAUCUUCACGGGUCGUUUGAUCUCAGAGAUUCCUCAAGCUUUGACUGCCAUUUGCGAUGCCCUGGUGGACAAGACGUCGCUUGUCGAAAUAAACUUGAGUGAUAACGCGUUCGGAGGACGAUCCGUCGAUCCUAUGGUGUCGUUCUUGACGCACAACAGGAGUUUCCAGAUACUGAGGUUGAACAACAAUGGACUAGGCCCUGCCGGAGGAGAAGUCAUCGCCAAAGCCCUGCACGAAUCAGCUAAACUGAGUAAAGCUGAGGGAAAGAAAUCGAAUUUGAAGGUCGUGAUCUGUGGCCGCAAUCGUCUGGAGAAUGGAUCCGCGGAAGCGUGGGCCGACGCAUUUGCGGAACAUGGCACGCUAGAAGAGGUGCGGAUGGUGCAGAAUGGGAUUCGCAUGGAAGGAAUUACACAGCUUGCGAGAGGAUUGGCGAAAAACCCUAAUAUCCAACACAUCGAUCUUCAGGAUAACACCUUCACCGUCGACGGUGAACUAACCGGUGUUGAAGCCUGGACGGAGGCACUCUCUUCAUGGCCACUCCUACAUACCCUCAAUCUUUCGGAUUGUGUUCUCUCAGCAGAUGGAGAAGUACCCACUCUUAUCGAGAAACUAGCCAGCGGAUCAAACCCGAAACUGCACACUCUUCAAAUCCAGAAUAACAAUCUGGAAACCGCAUCUUUCGCUGUCUUGUCCAACGCUAUCAGCCAAGGCCUUAACAGCCUUAUGCGUUUAGAACUACAAUGGAACGAUGUUGAAGAGGAUGAUGAGCAUCUCGAAAACCUUUCUUUGGGAUUGAAGCAAAGAGGUGGUAAACUUUUCGCAUCAGAUGAAGAAGAUGAAGAGGAGGAGGAACUGAAGGAGGAAGAAGAGGAAGAAGAUCAGGCCGAGAAAGAGGAGGAGGCCAGGGAGGCUGAUAAAGAGGCCAAUGAAGGUGCCCCACAACCCGAAACCUCAACGAAACCCAAGGACGAUGCAGAUGAUCUCGCGGAUCUCCUGAGCAAAGUUGGGAUUAAAGAAUAG